Messenger RNA from Saccharomyces paradoxus, 1818 nucleotides. It is a transcript of the gene RLF2, whose product is annotated as Rlf2p. Gene Ontology annotation, cellular component: nucleus; CAF-1 complex. Gene Ontology annotation, biological process: nucleosome assembly. The record is from RefSeq and is a predicted model, not a curated record. Lineage: Eukaryota; Fungi; Ascomycota; Saccharomycetes; Saccharomycetales; Saccharomycetaceae. The transcript has a single exon. The coding region runs from base 1 to 1818 and encodes 605 amino acids.
AUGGAGCAACAUCUCGAAUCAAUACCUAUGCAGGGCGACACUAAGAAGAAGGGCAUAUUAUCUUUCUUCCAGAACACAACUACGAUAAAGAGCAGUAAGUCUGUGAGAAAAGAGACGAAUGUCAUCACUUUAGAUGAUCCUAACGAGAAUGCCAGUGAAACUUUGAUGGAAACUGUCAAGCAUGAAACGGAAACAGGCACCACUAAAGUGUUUGCAAAUAAAAUGAACGCGACACCUGAGAAGUCCAAUGCUGAAGACAGCCUUUCAUCUUACAGAACAUCACCCAUCGAAAGUACAGGAUGCGACAGAGACGCUUACAAACAAAUACCUAGUGGAAAUUUAUCAUCUAUUGGGGCAAAAAGCAGAAGCUCUUCUCCAUGCUCCAAGAGGGAGCUUUCCACAUUGAAAAAAGAACAAGCUAAAAGGGAAAAGGAACUAAAGAAGCAGCAACGUGAAGAAGAGAAACACAGAAAAGAGUUAUUACGACAAGAAGAGAAGCGGAAAAAAGAGCAAAAGAUAGAAGAAGACAAACAAAGGCGUGCUGAGCUGAAGAAGAAAAAGGAGGAGGAAAGGCGCAGGAAAGAAGAAGCCAGAUUAGAAGCCAGGAGAAGGAAAGAGGAGGAAAAAUUGAAAAAAGAGGAGGAGAUCCGUUUGAAAGAAGAGGCCAAAGAAAGGGCACAAUCUCGUAUUGGUAACUUCUUUAAAAAGCUAAGCGAUUCUGAUACACCUGUGGUUGAAAAAUCUGAUUAUGAGAAGUUUUUCCUACCAUUCUAUGCUAAGGAUGGAGUUAAAGUCAGUAAUAAGUGGAAACUAGCAAAAGUUGAGCUGGAAGGUACCAAACGAAAAAUAGAUGAUGAAUUACUGAACAAUAAAGAUAAAAUAAAAAGUGAUGAACUUUUAAGUUGGUUAAAGUCUAGAAAAUUACCCAGAGGUCACAAAAUUAAGUAUAAGGCUGUUGAUGUUUUACAGCAAAUGACAUUGAAGGAGAAGACGGACGGCGAACUUCAAACUCUACUUGCACAAGUUCCGCAUAAAUAUAUAAAAUUUUAUGAAAAUGUGAGACCUCCGUUUAUUGGAACCUAUUCUGUGGAUUUUGCUUUACCAGCAAGUGAUCCUUUUUCUACGAAAGGCACCGGAUUCAAUUAUGAUUACGAUUCCGAUGUUGAAUGGGUUAAUGAAGAAGAAGAAGGCGAAGUCGACAACUUAGAAAGUGGUGAAGAAGAAGAGGAGGAGGAUGACGAAGACAUGCCUAGUGAAGGGGAGUUUGACGGAUUUCUAGACAGCGAAGAAAACGGUGACUUGGAUGGUCUACCCUGUGCCAAGAGAAAAUUUGUAGGCCCGUUGAUACCAACAAUAUGUUUAAAAUCCAAUUUUGAAAACUUAUCAGAGGAAAAUAAACGGUACCUACAGCAGAUUAAAGCCGAAGUUAUCAUAGAAGCCGACGGACCAAUUGAUCCUUUCAAAGAGCCCAGGACAUCACCUUUGCCAUCCAAAAGAAGUAAUUCGGACCUACAAGCACAAAACUCUAGUCAGUCUCAAAGUCCCGAAAAGAGACAAAAGGCAGUAAUUACAAACCCCAAGGACUUACUUCGGCUCUUUGAUGGGGUUCAAGACAGCACAUUUUCUUUGGGCACUGUGGCUGAAAUAGCACAGAAGAAUUUGCCACAAUACAACAAACAAACAAUUAAGAACACUAUAAAGGAGUAUGCCAUAAGAGGUUCGGGAAAGGGUGAUUUGCCCCGCAAAUGGGUAAUCAGAGAUAUGCAAAACUGGGAGAAUCUCCGAGCCAAUGCAAAUAUGCCAACUCUGUCUUUGUAA